GACAGAACAAACAACUUAUUCAAGCAGGUUUAUGAACAGAAGAGUCUGAAGGGACGAGCCAACGAUGCCAUCGCCUCAGCCUGCCUCUACAUCGCCUGCAGACAGGAAGGAGUUCCCAGAACUUUUAAAGAGAUCUGCGCCGUCUCCAGGAUUUCAAAGAAAGAGAUUGGUCGGUGCUUCAAGCUGAUCCUGAAGGCACUGGAGACCAGUGUGGACCUCAUCACGACGGGCGACUUCAUGUCCCGCUUCUGCUCCAACCUCGGCUUACCCAAACAGGUGCAAAUGGCUGCCACCUUCAUCGCAAGGAAGGCUGUGGAGCUGGACCUGGUGCCCGGCAGGAGCCCCAUCUCAGUGGCUGCAGCAGCCAUCUACAUGGCCUCCCAGGCCUCUGCUGAGAAGAAGACCCAGAAAGAAAUCGGAGACAUCGCAGGAGUUGCAGACGUCACGAUCAGGCAGUCGUACCGACUCAUCUACCCACGAGCUGCAGAACUUUUCCCUCCGGACUUCAAGUUUGACACGCCCGUCGAUAAACUGCCCCAACUGUGAGCACGAGUGUGCCUGCUCCAUGCUGAGGUUUCUCUGCUGUACUUUAGUUUUUCUAACUUCGUUUUGGAUUUGAACAUUUUAUUUUGUCCUACCCAGAACAACGAGCCUUUCUGGAGGCACUCUGACAGGAACACGGUGGACACAUUCCAGUGCUUGCAGACUGUACUUACAGUAUUUCAUUUGAGUGUAUAUACUGUACCGUGUAUAUAUGUCCAAGUGGAAACGUGUAACUGACUCUUGCAAUUUUAGCCUCUUUUCAUACUGUAAACAUAAACACCAACAUUUGUUUAGUAGAAAAACUGCUUCUAUUUUGUUUGAAUUGUUCCAAGUAAUUUAAAAAUAAACAGUUUUCACUAAAUCA
This is a messenger RNA of Nematolebias whitei (Rio pearlfish), 907 nucleotides long. Its product is annotated as transcription initiation factor IIB. Gene Ontology annotation, cellular component: transcription preinitiation complex; nucleus. Gene Ontology annotation, biological process: transcription preinitiation complex assembly; transcription initiation at RNA polymerase II promoter. NCBI's taxonomy places the organism in Eukaryota, Metazoa, Chordata, Actinopteri, Cyprinodontiformes, Rivulidae. Gene Ontology annotation, molecular function: RNA polymerase II general transcription initiation factor activity; TBP-class protein binding. The record is from RefSeq and is a predicted model, not a curated record.